AAGUAGAUGUACCUCACGGAAGCCGGCUUUGGCCCUGCGGCUGCCGCCGUCGCCGCGGAGAAAUUGUUGGAGCUGGCGGCCUAGGAAUGAAUCUCCCAGCCUCUAAGCUCACCUGGUCAGAAUCCUCGGAUGAGCCUGUGGGAUCCUUCCUCCUGGCCCCGUGGUUUGAAACCAGUGGCUUUGGGACUGUAAGAGGAUGGACAAAGAUCCCCAGGGGCUGCUAGAGUCGACACUGAUGGCAUCGGGCACCGCCAGCCGCUCGGAGGACGAGGAGUCGCUAGCAGGGCAGAAGCGGGCCUCCUCCCAGGCCUUGGGCACCAUCCCGAAGCGGAGAAGCUCCUCCAGGUUCAUCAAGAGGAAGAAGUUCGACGAUGAGCUGGUGGAGAGCAGCCUGGCCAAGUCCUCCACCCGGGCGAAGGGGGCCAGCGGGGUGGAGCCAGGCCGGUGUUCUGGGAGCGAACCCUCCUCGAGCGAGAAGAAGAAGGUGUCCAAAGCCCCCAGCACGCCCGUGCCACCCAGCCCAGCCCCAGCCCCCGGCCUCAGCAAACGCGUGAAGAAGAGCAAGCAGCCGCUUCAGGUGACCAAGGACCUGGGCCGCUGGAAGCCUGCGGAUGACCUCCUGCUCAUCAAUGCCGUGCUGCAGACCAACGACUUGACGUCUGUGCACCUGGGCGUGAAGUUCAGCUGCCGCUUCACCCUGCGGGAAGUCCAGGAGCGCUGGUACGCCCUGCUCUACGACCCCGUCAUCUCCAAGCUGGCCUGCCAGGCCAUGAAGCAGCUGCACCCGGAGGCCAUCGCAGCCAUCCAGAGCAAGGCGCUGUUCAGCAAGGCCGAGGAGCAGCUGCUGAGCAGGGUAGCAUCGACCAGCCAGCCCACCUUGGAGACCUUCCAGGACCUGCUGCACAGACACCCGGAUGCCUUCUACCUGGCGCGCACGGCCAAGGCUCUGCAGGCCCACUGGCAGCUCAUGAAGCAGUACUACCUGCUGGAGGACCAGACAGUGCAGCCGCUGCCCAAGGGGGACCAAGUCCUGAACUUCUCUGACGCCGAGGACCUGAUUGACGAUAGCAAGCUCAAGGACAUGCGCGAUGAAGUCUUGGAACACGAGCUGACCGUGGCCGACCGGCGCCAGAAGCGGGAGAUCCGGCAGCUGGAGCAGGAGCUGCACAAGUGGCAGGUGCUGGUCGACAGCAUCACAGGCAUGAGCUCUCCGGACUUCGACAACCAGACGCUGGCCGUGCUGCGGGGCCGCAUGGUGCGGUACCUGAUGCGCUCACGAGAGAUCACCCUGGGCCGAGCAACUAAGGAUAACCAGAUCGACGUGGACCUGUCUCUGGAGGGUCCGGCCUGGAAGAUCUCCCGGAAGCAAGGUGUCAUCAAGCUGAAGAACAAUGGUGACUUCUUCAUCGCCAACGAGGGCCGGCGGCCCAUCUACAUCGACGGGCGGCCUGUGCUAUGCGGCUCCAAGUGGCGUCUCAGCAACAACUCGGUGGUGGAGAUUGCCAGCCUGCGAUUCGUCUUCCUCAUCAACCAGGACCUCAUCGCCCUCAUCCGGGCUGAGGCCGCCAAGAUCACCCCGCAGUGAGGCGUGGGAGCUGGGGUCCCCUGGCCUCGCUUAUCCUGCCAGUCCUGGCUUCGGGAGAAACCUCUGCCCAUGGCGGGCAGCAGGAGGCCAACUGCUGGCCAGUGGGUUGGAGCCUUCGGGGCGAGUGGGGCUGGCGUGGGGCUGCCAGAGGGGCUAGGACCCACCUCCCUCCCCGCGGCCGCCCUCCCCCCUCUCCCUCUGCCCCCCACUCCUGUGUGUCUCCAGCUGUUAGCCUCAGACUUUGCUUUAACUGUUUUUUUUUCUUUUGUAAAUAAAAAGCACCAA
Lepus europaeus (European hare) is the source of this 1870-nucleotide messenger RNA. RefSeq names its product microspherule protein 1 (gene MCRS1). The record is from RefSeq and is a predicted model, not a curated record. Gene Ontology annotation, biological process: positive regulation of transcription by RNA polymerase II. Gene Ontology annotation, cellular component: MLL1 complex; Ino80 complex; NSL complex. The transcript has 15 exons. Lineage: Eukaryota; Metazoa; Chordata; Mammalia; Lagomorpha; Leporidae. Gene Ontology annotation, molecular function: G-quadruplex RNA binding; protein binding. Bases 197 to 1585 code for a protein of 462 amino acids.